This is a messenger RNA of Oryctolagus cuniculus (rabbit), 328 nucleotides long. The record is from RefSeq and is a predicted model, not a curated record. Lineage: Eukaryota; Metazoa; Chordata; Mammalia; Lagomorpha; Leporidae.
GCUGGCCAGCUAAAUUACGUGGAUCCAGCUACUGGCUACGUGGUGCUCACGCAGCUGGCCCACUUGCAGAGGGGCGAGUGCUGCGGCUCUGCCUGCAGACACUGUCCAUAUGGUCAAGUCAAUGUUAAAGAUCCAUCUAAAAAGAAGCAAUUCAAUUCAUAUUUUUAUGUUUGAGAACAACUUCAUACUCUGUUCGGUUGGACCUGUAUUAAAAAAUAAUAAUAAAUCUCUGAUCCAGACUUACUCUCUGUGCUGUUGGGAUUUGAGCACUAGUUUAAACUUAAAUACUUACGUUAAAAGAACAUCAAUAAAAUGAAAAGCUAACAAA